Molecule: messenger RNA, 1548 nt
Organism: Chilo suppressalis (striped riceborer)
Lineage: Eukaryota; Metazoa; Arthropoda; Insecta; Lepidoptera; Crambidae
Source: the annotation of a GenBank genome assembly
AUGUAUGAAUUUCAACGUACAAACAAGAUUACUGGAGUUCACUGGUUGAAGGAUGCUAUUGAAGACAUACAAGUCAAUGUGAAGUUGAAACCAAAGGAAAGCAUAAUGACUCUCCCAAAAUUUGAAGAUUACACAAAUGAGGCUCCAAGCGCCAAUAUAGAAUCUUUUGAGGCAGCUAGAGAGUACACAUUUGCUUGGCAAGAGAAAGUUUUUAGCUUGUGGGAAUUGCAGCGAUACUCCAAUGUUCAUAAUUGCACCACCGAUGUUCAGUUAACUUAUCACAACAUGUUGAAUACUACAGACUAUGAACCAUCAAAAAUAUUCUCGUAUAUUCAUGAGGAUUGUUACCUCUCACUGCCAUCGGACAGUGUGUGCUUCAAAAGUAACAUUCUGGAACUUAACUCUUGCUUUGGUAGGUUGAAUUUAAAUGAUAAAAUCGGAGAGGUGUUGAAUACUGACAAUGGAUCUAUGGGUCAUCUGUUUAGGAGUGAAGAGAAUAUUGAUAAUAUAGCAGAUGGGAAAUGGAGAGCAAUGCACAUAGUGCUUGAUAAUUCUCAAUAUGAUGAAGACUCCAACUUAAUAUUGAAGCAGGAGGCCAUACUUCUGUCGCUUUACCACAAUGUGAAGAAUAACUAUCUCCUUGUGUCACCUGAUAGUAACAACUUGGAGAUGAACCCAUACUCGGUGGAGACAAGAACAGGAUUGCAAUUGGAACAUGUGUAUGCUGUUGAUCUACAACUUCAUGGUGAUGGAGAAAAUGCUGAAGAAUUGUCUAUACUACUUGAAAAAUUAAGGAAGAAAUGGGAAAAGAUGCAUAAACAUCUGGUCAACUUCUCCGCUCCACCUUUGGGGAAAAAACUGCACUAUGUUGCCUUAGAAAUACUCACCGCUAGUGAUUUUGAAAUCGACAAUUUAUAUAUUGAGUUUAAUAUCAAGUUACCAGAAGGAGUCCAAUCCAGUGAUGGUUUACAUGGACGGACGCACGUCUCCAAGUCAUUCAGGACAGAUGAUAGAGACGAUUGGAACUUCGGACACUUAAUCACGCUGGCUUUGGAAACCAUUGAUGCUUCGGAUCCCCCGACCAUCCAGUUAUUCUUCGAAGUGAUUUCAACGGACUGGUGGGGCCGCCACCGCACUGAGGGCUACAGCUAUCUCCCUCUAACGUUAGAACCGGGCACUUAUACCAAGAUGCUGUCCUGCUCUCGCCCCGAAGAGAGCGAUACGGCGGAAGCGGAGAGCAGGCGGUUCUUCGUCGGCGGAUGUCAUUUGAUCAAGGACUUGGAUGUGCUGGCUAAUCCACAUUUACAGGACGCAAACUUCGUCUACACAACUACGGGCAGUAUACAAAUCCGUUGGAGUGUUGUAUCUCACUCUCCCAUACCGGGACACUCGGAAACUACCAAAGAAUCAGUAGCCCCAAGCACUUCAGCAUCAGCUUUACUGCGUGGGGCGGAAGCUGUACUUAGGCAGUAUAAACGAGCGAAAGCGAGACUAGCUGCGGCCACCAAAGCCUUGGGAGGGAGUGGGGAUGGACCGGAGGAUGGGUAG